GACGUCGCUAAGGUUGCACGCCCGCCCCCAUCGGAAUAUUCCUUGAAGCAUAACCUCGUUAACUUCAGUGACGUAAAGCAAUAUUAUAGCUAAUCCUGUGUAGUGGAAAUCGAAGAGGUGACGAAGCUGCAUCGAAUCUGCUCAGUCAGAUAGAAAUAACCUUGUUAGUUGCAUUUAUUAUUCAGUGGCUGCGCUGCUAGGGGCAGGAUGGCGCCCUUUGCAGGUAAUCAUGAGGAUUACUGAUUCAUCUGAUAAUGGUAAUUUACCUUGUGACAAUGUGAAUAGUGGCUCUCACAAUAUUGCGGGUGGACAUUGGACAGAAACAACAACAGAGGAUUACAAACACACUGAUAUAAAUAAUACAAAUAGUUUUGUAUCAAACAAUAUUAUCGAUAACAUAAAUUACAAUACAGAUAACAUACACGAAAUAAAAAAACCAAAUAUAUGCCACAGGGAAUGUAACUUGAAUAAUAAUGAAAAUUCAACAGACUCCCUUAAUAUAACAAAUCUGGAGAAGGAUCGGCAAACACAAACAAAGCGUCGUAAUAAUGCUCUAGCCGAAACAUACAAUAUUCCUAAGACUCAAGUUCUUGGAGAGAGACGGUAUAUUGAGCAUUCAGAUUCAGAUGAAAUGUCUGAAAACAGAGUCCACCCAGUGCCUCGAGGAAUUGUGAAUCCUAAUUACCCGGGAUUUCAACAUUUGGCGCAUACUUUACAGGAUUAUUCUUCAAACAUUGAACAGUUCUAUCCUUCGGAUAAUGAGAUGACGGACGACGAUUUAGAUGCAGAUAUCACACCGGAAGCUACCAUCGACGUAACAGAAAAAAUUGACGACAAAAUUAUUAUUAACAACAACAACAAAAAUAACAGUUCGGUUUCAAAAAAUCCUUUCAUCAAUGAAACCACACAGCCAUGUAAGACGCAGAGCGAUAUACCCGAUUUAUUAAAAACGGUGACGCUAAACAACAACAACGAUUCCGCGCAAUACGAACUCAGUAACUGCUCAGCAACAGAUAUAGAAAAUAACUUCAGAGCGAAAGAUAUUAUCGGAGAUUUCAAUAAAGAAGUCGAAGAUGAAAUAAGACAGCUCCUGAAUUACAAUAUCAAUAUAGAGGAUGAUCUGGAGGAAUUGAGAAGAGAUAUAAAAGAUAAAUUCGCCAAACCGAUUGAAAACACUUUGAAUAAUAUAAGCGAUGUUGUUAAUCAUGUUAUAAAAAAGUUAGUCGAGAACGAAGAUUGCGACAGAAGCGACACGUCGACUCCGGACAUCAUCAUUGAUCAUGAAAUGGAGGAUGUAACAAAUGUAAGCAGGGAAAAUGAAACAAAUACGAGGGCGGAACUGUCGAUAAAUAGGCCUACAUUCUUAUUGAUUGAUAACAAAGACGUUCCAAUAUGUGACGCACUCUUAUCUGACGGUAAAGAAGAAAUAAAUAUUAAUGUCGACGAAUACGACACCGAGCAUUUGACUCAUAACGUUGAAAAUACAAUAAAGCAAUUGAGUACCGAGCUCCGGAAAAUUAUACCGAAGUUGAAUGAAAUGCGCGAAAGAGACAAACUAUGGGGUGACAGAAAAAAAGAUGUACCCAUUACAGAUGGGAACUCUAACACUCUUAUGCAAAGCUCCUCUGCAAUCACUUAUGAUACUAACAGUUGUUCACAAAAUCGUAAUGGAAACAACAGGGGAAAGGCGACGAACUUUUCAAAUACAAAUCAGCGUUCAAUUAGAGCUCAUAUUGACCCAAGAUUACGACAAAAUGCAAAGAAGUCUCAACCUAAGCUUCCGAUGAAUCUAUCCGUCCGUCAAAGUGACAACCAUGAUGAUAGCGAUUUAGAGAGUUUUGACGUUUAUAAUAUAGAAACAGCAUUGCCGAAAUUAGAUUUAGAUGCAAUUGAAAGUCAUAUAAAGGCAGCAAAAGAAGCUGAACGAAGAAAACGUAAUGACAGAGAAGAAAUUAGAAAGAGGUUGGCAAUGGGAGCCGACACUGAGGAGUAUUACAGUCUAGGACAUACUGACCGUCCAGGAAAGAAACCUAGUUUACACUCGAGACUUCAAAAUGGAAAAAAUCUCCAAAUUUGUUUCAUGAAUGAAACGGCAUCAGAUAACGAAUCUCAGGCAUCAGAUUUAGAGCACAACUUGAAUUGUAAUAGUAAUAGUUCAUCGCGAUCGAGUCUAUUUAGUAAAAACAGUUAUAACCAUCCAUAUCAGACUCGGCCAUUAUCCGUUAAUAUAACAAAACAUGAGAAAAAUCCUCCGACUGGUGCAAAGCUUCGUCCAACUUCCCUUAUGUUUAAAUCCAAGUCUCGGUCCACACAAUCUUUGGGACACAUUGAAUUGAAGGAAUCCGAUUUCUAUGCUUUGCAAGCGACUUUGCAGACUGAAGCAAGGAUAGCACUCGCUCAGGCUAAAGAGAUGGCUCGUAUACAGAUGGAGCGUGAACGUCGGUCUAGACCAGUCUCUCCGGUAACCGAGAUGCUUCGACGUAGUAUGGAGAAAGCGAACGCACCGCUCGCCGCAGACCGUCGGCGAGUCUCCAGACAUUUACUCACUGAUAUGAACAUAGCACAGCUACAGGUGAUCGUGAACGAGCUGCACUCUCAGAUAGAAUCGUUGAACGACGCGCUUGUAAAGUUUUUGAUGGCACGCGACGAACUACACAUGGGUCAGGAUUCGAUGCUCGUCGACAUUGAAGACCUCACUAGAUAUCUAUAUAUGAAGUUUGAAUACUUUGGAAACAUGAAUUGAAGACGGAUUGGUUUUUUGGGGGUAUUUUUUUUGUAGGUGUCAGAGAGCAAACUAAGAAGACAAAAGGCCAUCAGAAGUCUGGUGUGAAGAGAUUCACGUCCUUGGUCCAGAACUGAGACCACCCUGUAUAACCAACAAAUAAUGUUAUCCAUAACAUCUAUAUAAUGUAUUUGUAGACACAUUUACUCCCGAGAGAUGUUUGUACGCAACGUUCGCUGUAAUCUAUAUUUAGUGAUAUAUAAAUUGCUGAGAAAAUUAUAACCAAUAUGAAAUAAAGCAAGCGUUCAUAUAGCUUUGUAUUGUUAACAUGAUGUUCUACAAUGAGACGUCCAUAAAUAUAAAUACGAAAUGACAUAUACAGGAUGUUAGUAACUCGAGUAACAAUACAUUUGUAUCUUCACUCCAGUUUAAGCACUGAGUAUGUAACAUCCUGUAUAAUGUCAACGUUAAACGUUUCGAGUUUCGUGAGAUUAGUACAAGUUUGUUGUUCAUAUAUUUAAAAAUCAUACAUGUCUGUAUAAAGCUGUGUCGCUUUUAAAUUAAUUUCUUUUAAAAAUUCUAGUUGAUUAUAUUAAAACACGUACGUAUAUCAUUCCAAAUGUUCAAAACAUAUUAAAGGUCUUAAAAGUAACAUUUUAAUUAUAUAACGGUAUACAUUAAUGUAUAUAAGUUUUUUUGUUAGCGUUUCUCUUUGUAUAGUUGUAUAUUAAUUUGUAUGCUUAUAUGAUAGGACUGUAGCGGAUUUGUGAUUUGCAAAUUAGAUUGAUAUUUUUUCAUGAUAGUGCUCAUUUAUUAGAUUAUUAUAUAAAUUAUUAACGCCACUGUGGCUCAGACGAUACAGGGUGAACAUGGCAAGCUUGGGCCGGUUUGGGCCAGUCUCAAAUGUACAAUACACAUAUGUUAAUUUAGAUUAUAUGGUAUAUCUGUUCUGUUAAUUAGAAAAUCCUGUUUUCAUUGGUGUAAAAUGUUAUUUUUAUUAUAUUAUCUUUGAUUCGGCCCAAGUUUGUAAUUGGACAUUGAAUUUGUGACAGAAAUGAUGUUAAAACAACCAACCGUCUAUAAUGUCUAUGGUUGUGUUACAUCAGAUGUUCCAAAGAUAUUGUCUACGGCCAGCUUUCAUAUUCAAUAGUUAAAAAACUAUACCUAGUAAAUUGUAGCCAAGCACAUUACACAUAAAUUUUCAUAGUUAUUUAUACUUAGCAAAAUACUUAUAAUAUUCAAAUCUCUGGGGAAAAAAAGUCUUUUAUCGGGAUGUUACUUACUUUACAUUGUUAUUUGUUAUUCAAUAGUGUUACCUUUGAUCGGUUUGAUAUUAUUUCAGCACUUAUCACAGAUAAUAUUAUAAAAGAUACUUUGUUUGUGAAGAUAUUUGUAAAUGGAAUCAAUGCCAUCUUUGUAGUUAUAAAUAUCGUUAAGUAUACAACAUAAUCAUUGCUCUAUAUCUUGUUAUUUCUUUUCGAGAAUCUUCUAGACUUUUAGGUCAUAUUCAGAUAUUUUUAAAAAUAAUCUGCAAUCUGUGGCAGCACUCCAUUUUGGAUUUGUAUCCCAUACAAUGUAAAGCAUUUCUUGAUGGAUUUAGGCUGUAAUAAUUUUUUUUAGUAUUGCGAUCUCUUAAUAAAUAAAUUAACAGGCGAUGAUGUAGGAUCUAAUAAUAAGUCUGACCGCUACUUUGAAUUUAAUCUUUAUUAGUUCAACAUUAAGUCGAAUUUUCUUUCUUGAUAUUGUGCUGAUGAUAUUAUGAAAAUUAAAAAGAAGUCUUUAGUUUUAUUUUCCUUUGAAACCUUAGUUACCAUGAUUUGUUUGUUGUAAGAUUAAUUUUAUUCUUAUAAUUUCAAUUACGAUUCCUUAUUCUUAGUUAUUGAAUGUGUCUGGGAAAAAAAUCAAUAAAUCACAAACAAUAUCAUAAAUUAUUUAAAUUAAUAGUAACAUAACAGUUAUAUAAUGUUAUGUAAGACUUUCGCGAGUAUUCAUUUAAACAAAACAAAUAUUUUCAGAUUUACUAUUUGUUUUUUAAUUAUUUUAACUAAAUACUCCCGAUGUUUCCGUAACUUUGCAGCAGUUUUCAUCUCGUCUGCCCGUGAUAAAAAAGCUUGGUAAAUCCGAAAAUAUUAGUUUUAUUUAAAUAACAGGUAUAUAUUAUUAAAUUUAAAAUCACUAAGCGGUGAUUUUGUUACGGUUUUUCAAACUUCAAUCGAAGAAAUUAUGUAAUUUAAAUAACAUUUAAAGGUUAAAUUAAAAAUAUAUUUAUAAACAUAUACAUAUUAAGACUCACAUAAAAGGUUUUUCAUCAUGAAUACGCGGUUCUAUUCUGAAUAAAUUAUGACGCCAUUGUAAUAAAUUUAUGAUUCGUUUGACAGCUGUCAAGUUCACAUUUGUAUUGCGUUUUGAUAUAACCCGUAUUAGUUUGAAAUUUAAUUAUAAUGAAAAGUGAAAUACAGAUAUACUAUGCAUGUUUUAAUAGUUAGAUGAAUACUGCUUGCUAUAUAAGUAAGCUUGGCUUAUUGGAAAAAUUCUUACGGACAUGUGAUAAAUAACUACAUAUUGACUUCUUAAUAAAUAAAAAAGUGUUUCA
Molecule: messenger RNA, 5315 nt
Organism: Danaus plexippus (monarch butterfly)
Lineage: Eukaryota; Metazoa; Arthropoda; Insecta; Lepidoptera; Nymphalidae
Gene: Schip1
Product: schwannomin-interacting protein 1 homolog
Exons: 13
Coding region: 230-2743 (837 amino acids)
Biological process (GO): positive regulation of hippo signaling
Cellular component (GO): plasma membrane; cell junction
Source: RefSeq, a predicted model, not a curated record